AUGCGGCAAUUACUCAAUAAAAACGCAAUUACGCGUCUGUCUGUGUUGUUGGAAGUAGCCUACACCACCGCAGAUUUUUUCAGUGAUGAAAUUUCAGUGCUAGUAUUGGUAGGUAGCCGGGUUCCCAGGGUGCUACCAGCUCGUAUGGCAGUAUCGGUUGGUAGCCGGGUUCUCCAGGAUGCUACCAGCUCGUAUACUAGGCAAACGGGGACUAUCCUAACCAGUUGGGCAGCCAGACACCAAUUGUGCCAUUUGAUAGAUUCAGAGACCAUAUAUAAUGACAGGUACAUUGAUUGGCAAAUAAAAACUAUACAAGCUUUGACCAGGCAGACAGACGGUUGCAGAACCAAUCAGUACAGCUUACAUCCCACUAAGAAAAACACUGGAAUUGGAUUACAUAAUCCAGACGGAGAGAUUAGCGAUCAUGACAAACGAUUAUAUUAUCCUACAUACCUCUACGAUGGUUAUGUUAUCUUGCUUGUCUACAGUAAUCAAAUUUCUAUUAGAAAAUUUUCUUUUUGCGCGAUUACAUGUCAUAAAAUACCUUAUAAAUCAUUUGGUCAUGGGCCGAACACGAACGUGAUUCUCUAUAGUGUUAUGGUCUAUACGGGUGAAACGACAUUGGACUUUAUAAAUGGACAUGUAUUGUCUUACUAUUCUCCUGACAUUCUUAUAAUAUUGAUCGGAAGCUAUGAAAAUAUGUUCGAACAUAAAUUCCGUGGAAUCAAAAAAACUGAAAAGGCUCGCCAAACAAUUUAUUGUGCUGAAUGCCAAAAAACAAUAGUUUCACAGAACAUCAAGCGUCACUGUCGUACUGCUGGUCACCAAAAAGCACUGUCAGCAAAAGUCACUCCUAUAACUCCCAGUAACAUUUCGAUUUCUGAAGAUAACGACCCCGAAUCAAUUGUUGAUUUAUCAGAUGAAAACAUUCAAGUAUCCGAAGAUCUGUUAUUGAACAGUAUUGAGGAUCAGUAUAACGAGGAAGAUAUUGAAACUUCUAGUGAAAUCGAUGAUAAUGAUUCUGAUGAUGAAUCAGAGUCAGAAAGAGAGCAAGUCAAUGAAAGCACACUCAACGGCACUGCUACCGAAUUUUUUGUUGGAAGAUUUAGUGCAGUUCAGAACGAAGCUAAUACCGAAGAUGCAACCAACGAUAUUAAUACAUUUAAUGGUAUGGUACCCAUUUGGGAGGCCUCCUCUGGUGUUGAAUGGAACAACUUCGUUGAAUCAAACUAUCCUUUCAACACUACCCAAAAUUUUGUUUUGCAAGCUCUUGUAAAUGGAGACGACGACCAGUUAUCCAGAAGACAAUUAAAGAAAAUGCUUUACACCAUGAACUUGUUGCUCAAAUUAAAAGAUAAUGCUGUAGAAGAGAACAGAAGUUUCGAACUUCCGGCUCUGGACAAUCUUUGGAAUUAUCAAUCUCGCAAAGGCAAUAAUAUCCCUGUUUUUAAAACGGAUACAAAAACUACCACUGUCAAAGCCUUUAAUAAGCUCCAAAAUAAAGAUGAAAUGGUCGAAAGAAAAGUCUUCUUGAAUCUGCCUUCUGAGCAUAUCAGACUAGCAACAUCGAACCCAACGAAGGCCAGUAAAAUUACCAAGCUUCCCGAUCAUACACCUGAUCAAUCGCUUGAUCUUCAUCAAGGUAAAAAGUGGAAAGAAAACCCUUCAUUCCAACACCCUAUGGUAACUGAAAUGGGAAAAGAUUACUGGGUUGGAGACUUUGUCUACUUGAGAAGUAAAGACCUUUUCUUGAUCAAGUCGUUUCAUACAAAGAAUCAAAUUCGACUCGCUGCAGGCUACCGUGUUUUUAAGCAAGACGAUUGCUUUGGGAUUUCAACAAUUACCAUGGAGAUUCCCUUGGUCCAAUUAGGAGGACAUUACGAAUCCAAUGUAUGCGGUAGCAAAUGCUUUUCUUUGGAUUGUGAUGGUCAAGGACUGGAUUAUUUGCAUGAAUCUUUAGUUCUUAGCAAAUCUCCUUUGAAACGUAACAAGUGUGACAGCAAUGGAAACGUUGUUCAGAAUCAGUAUUAUAAAGUCAAGGUAACGCCAAUUACUUUAUUUUCUGAUGACUAUUCAGGAAAUAUGUCAAAGCAGCACAAUCCGUACGAAAGUUGGUCUAUGAACUUUGCUGGAUUGCCUUUUGAAGACAGAUCGAAAAGGGAAAACACUUGCUUCAUUUGGACGGCGCCCAAGACAGAUGGAAUUAAUGCCUUAAGUAUCAUUCCUUUCAUUGUUGAUGACUUAAAGAUACUUGAGAAGGGUGUACUAAUGUAUUCAGCAGAAGAAAAUGAAAUGAUUCUAGUAACAGCGCCAUUAAUGUUCAUUAUGGCCGAUAACCCAGCCCAUUCAGACAUCUGCGGCAUACUUGGGAUGACAACAGUUUUUCCGUGUAGAAAAUGUUACUUCCGUAACAUUAAAAAGCGCAAAAACGAAAUUUACGCAGUGACUCCUGAACAGUUACUCGCCAAAUACAAUAAUAGAACCAAAGGCGACUAUGUUCUCGCUUUGGAUCCAAAUGCAGUCAUCACCAAUGCUGUAGAAUUCCCUGUUGCAGCAAAGCUUUUGAGCUAUCGAAAUCUUGGUGGGAGUGAAAGAUUACUAGAAUUGGCCAGCUAUAAUCCUGCAGAAGAUACACCAGUGGAAAUUCUUCACACAAUUUUGCUUGGUGUUGGUAAGUAUCUCGUGAACCAUUUGAUAAAGGUGACACUUUCAAAGAACAAAUCGGCCAUGGCGAUCUUGAUAACUGCAGUGAAACGCUAUGAAUCCUGCAAAAAUUACAGCCGUAAUUUCUCAAGACAGCUCAAACAUUGUGGAUCGUUUCUUGGCCGAGAUUAUAAACAAUUGCUUCAAAUUCUGCCAUUGAUCAUUUCGCAAUUAUUUGUCGAUCCAGUUCGUGAUGCUGAAAUCAUCGAACUUAACAAGCCUCUAAGCAAGUUGGGUGAGCUGUGCUCAUUAGUUUUUGUCCGUCGUGUGCACAUGGGGUUUAGUAAGUAUGUGAAUGAUGUGCAUGAAGUCAUACAUGAGUUAACGAAGAGAAUCCAUGCCUUUGAUCUUGCAAUCUCAAACCCCACGCCAUAUUCAUGUAAACCUAAGAUGCACCUCUUGCAUCAUCUUCGUGAUGAUCUGAUCAAUUUUGGGUGCGCUUUACACUAUGAAACAGAAAAAGGUGAGCAAUUCAACAAAUUUUUACGUGAACAUCUAUUCCACACAAACAGAAAAGAUACGUCCAAAAGCCUUGCGCUGAAAUUUGGUAAGCAAGAGCUACUUAGACAUAUUGUCGAUGGAGGGUCUUGGGUGAGCAAAGAUAUAAAGAGGGUCCGGUACGGCUCGAAGCUCAAAAAUUAUAUUGAUAUGGCAGGUGAUGACUUUUUCUUGGAAAUGUUUGGUAGCUCCCGUGAGUUUGCCGAUAACAACUACUCGGGGGUAAAUACCUUUUCAGUGGGUGUUUGUGGUUUGUUUUCUGUCUGCAUAGAUAACAACACAUCAGUAUUUGUAGGUGAGAUCACCAAAAACAAUGGUAAAUUGGUUACUUUGCAGCGAUUUCAACCUGAUGUUACUGGUAGAACCGGACAGCCUAUUAGCUGCACAACUGAUGGGUUUAUCGAAAUUGAGGCAGAUAAACUUAUUCCAAAGGGUGCUCUUGAUAUGUUCAACAAAGAUGUCAAUGGAAACAAGAUUAUCAACCCAUAUAAAUUUAACACAACUAUGCUCCUGACACAGCUUAAAUAA
Molecule: messenger RNA, 3729 nt
Organism: Mucor mucedo
Lineage: Eukaryota; Fungi; Mucoromycota; Mucoromycetes; Mucorales; Mucoraceae
Exons: 6
Coding region: 1-3729 (1242 amino acids)
Source: RefSeq, a predicted model, not a curated record